AUGCCUCUACGCGCAAAGGUGACCAACCCUGCCUUCAUGGCAACAGCUUCGAUGUCGACAAAUAUCCCCAAAGAACUUCCCACCGAUGAACCCGAUGAUGUUCUAUUCAACUCGAUUUACGGUAUCCGCAGCGUCGAGCUCAACCGCCCCAAGAAGCUCAAUUCCUUGAACGGCUCUAUGGCACGGAAGAUCUUCCCUCGACUUAAGGAAUGGGAGAAGUCCAACCUCGCAAACAUGAUCCUCAUCUCCGGAGCUGGCGAGAAGGCUCUUUGUGCAGGCGGCGAUGUUGCCGCUUUGGCUCAACAGAACGCAGAGGGACCUGAGGGACAACAAGCGUCGACAAGCUUCUUUGGACUGGAAUACUCCCUCGAUCAUCUGAUUGCCACAUACUCGAAACCCGUUAUCUCUUUCAUGGAUGGAAUUACCAUGGGUGGUGGUGUCGGCCUUAGCAUGCACGCUCCUUUCCGUAUUGCGACUGAGCGCACUGUCUUUGCCAUGCCAGAGACAACCAUCGGCUUCUUCCCUGAUGUUGGUGGCUCGUUCUUUUUGCCCCGCCUUGAUGGCGAGACCGGAACCUACCUUGCUCUGACCUCGGAGCGCCUGAAGGGUGUGCAGGCUCUGUACGCCGGCAUUGCUACCCACUACCUGCACUCCAGCGUUCUGGCCAAUGUCACCCAGCGUCUCUCUGAGUUGACCUUCGCUGAUCACGUCGAGCUCCCCGAACGCCUCCAUACCGUAAACAAGACCAUGGCAGAGUUCUCACUUGGGCUUCCCUCUCUUGAGGAGGAGCCCAUGCUUCUGGCUGGUAACCUGCGUGCUGCCAUUGACCGCUGCUUCGCAUUCAACACCGUCGAGGAGAUUUUCCAGGCUCUAGAGCAGGAGACUCAGCACAAGGAGUGGGCACAGAAGACACUGCAGACCCUUUCAAGCCGCUCUCCUACUUCUCUGAAGGUCACCCUUCGCCAGCUGCGCCUGGGUAAGGAUUGGACCAUCGCAGAGACUUUCCAGCGUGAACACGCGAUCUCUGGUCACUUCAUGCGUCACCCCGACUUCGUUGAGGGUGUCAACGCCCGUCUUGUAUCGAAGCCUCCCCGCCAGGCUGAAUGGCAGCCUGCGACUCUUCAGGAAGUCUCCGACGAGGCCGUGGAGGAGUUCUUCAAGAUCCCCGAGGGCGAGGAGCGCCUGUCCCUCUUCAGCGAAGUCGAUUACAAGAAAUACCCUCACGCCCACUUCGCGCUUCCUUCCGAGAACGAGAUUGAGGAAGUUGUGCGUCAAGGACACGGAUCACGGAGACCCGUGGUGGAGUACUUCCUUGAGAAGUACGCUCACCGUGAGGGUGUCCGCCGAAAGGUUGUCGAGGUGAUUACCCGGAAGACGUCGAAGACCGCCGAGGGAGGAUUCAAGUGGAACUAA
Messenger RNA from Penicillium nucicola, 1413 nucleotides. Its product is annotated as mitochondrial 37S ribosomal protein mS47. Gene Ontology annotation, cellular component: mitochondrion. The record is from RefSeq and is a predicted model, not a curated record. NCBI's taxonomy places the organism in Eukaryota, Fungi, Ascomycota, Eurotiomycetes, Eurotiales, Aspergillaceae. The transcript is spliced from 2 exons. The coding region runs from base 1 to 1413 and encodes 470 amino acids. Gene Ontology annotation, biological process: L-valine catabolic process. Gene Ontology annotation, molecular function: 3-hydroxyisobutyryl-CoA hydrolase activity.